Penicillium lagena is the source of this 630-nucleotide messenger RNA. RefSeq names its product Rab family GTPase. Lineage: Eukaryota; Fungi; Ascomycota; Eurotiomycetes; Eurotiales; Aspergillaceae. The transcript is spliced from 5 exons. Gene Ontology annotation, molecular function: GTP binding; GTPase activity. Bases 1 to 630 code for a protein of 209 amino acids. Gene Ontology annotation, cellular component: recycling endosome. The record is from RefSeq and is a predicted model, not a curated record. Gene Ontology annotation, biological process: exocytosis.
AUGGCCAACGACGAAUAUGAUUUUCUGUUCAAAGUGGUGCUUAUUGGAGACUCCGGCGUCGGCAAGUCCAACCUGCUGAGUCGAUUCACCCGCAACGAGUUCAACCUGGACUCGAAAUCCACAAUCGGUGUAGAGUUCGCAACCCGCUCCAUUCAGGUGGAUUCCAAGACGAUCAAGGCACAGAUUUGGGAUACGGCUGGUCAGGAGCGCUACCGUGCCAUCACAUCGGCCUACUACCGCGGUGCAGUCGGUGCCCUCCUUGUUUACGAUAUCAGCAAGCACCAAACCUACGACAACGUCAACCGGUGGUUGAAGGAGCUGCGGGACCACGCCGAUUCCAACAUCGUCAUCAUGCUUGUGGGUAACAAGAGCGAUUUGCGACACCUGCGCGCCGUGCCCACGGAGGAGGCCAAGCAGUUUGCCAGCGAGAACAACCUUUCCUUCAUCGAGACCUCCGCCCUGGACGCUAGUAACGUUGAGCUGGCCUUCCAGAACAUCCUCACAGAAAUCUACCGCAUUGUUUCCAGCAAGGCCAUCGAGGGCGGCGAAGGCGGAUCGGGCUCGAUUCCCGACCGCCGCGUGAUCGACUUCACUCCGCAGGACUCGGAGCAGAAGCAGGGCUGCUGCUAG